This is a messenger RNA of Equus quagga, 785 nucleotides long. It is a transcript of the gene CKS1B, whose product is annotated as CDC28 protein kinase regulatory subunit 1B. Gene Ontology annotation, cellular component: SCF ubiquitin ligase complex; cyclin-dependent protein kinase holoenzyme complex. Gene Ontology annotation, biological process: regulation of mitotic cell cycle. Gene Ontology annotation, molecular function: cyclin-dependent protein serine/threonine kinase activator activity; ubiquitin binding; histone binding. NCBI's taxonomy places the organism in Eukaryota, Metazoa, Chordata, Mammalia, Perissodactyla, Equidae. The transcript is spliced from 3 exons. The coding region runs from base 83 to 322 and encodes 79 amino acids. The record is from RefSeq and is a predicted model, not a curated record.
CCAAGGAGGGUGGGAGCGCGUGCUGCUGGGAGUUGUUUGGAGGUUGCUGGUGCGGAGCUGGCUGUCUUCAGGCAGAGUGAUCAUGUCGCACAAACAAAUUUACUAUUCGGACAAAUACGACGAUGAGGAGUUCGAGUACCGGCAUGUCAUGUUGCCCAAGGACAUAGCUAAGCUGGUCCCUAAAACCCAUUUGAUGUCUGAAUCUGAAUGGAGGAAUCUGGGCGUUCAGCAGAGUCAGGGAUGGGUUCAUUAUAUGAUCCACGAACCAGAACCUCACAUCUUGCUGUUCCGGCGGCCACUGCCAAAGAAGCCAAAGAAGUGAAGCUGGCGAGCCACUUUUCAGCCUCAAGCUUUACACAGCUGUCCUCACUUGCUAACAUCUUUCUGAUAACAUUAUUAUGUUGCCUUCUUGUUUCUCACUUGGAUAUUUAAAGGAUGUUCAAUACACUGUUUGAAUGUGCUAGUGACUGCUUUGCUUCUGGAGCAGAGCCAACAGCACCACGGCCCAGCCUGGUUAGUGCUCUUUGGGCUGCAGCCUUGGCUGAGUGUGACCCCAGAAGCCACGUGAGCUCUGUAUCCCGCAGAACACACUUGGUAGAUGGAGCAAGCAUUUGAGAAUAAGACCAUGGCUGUUACCAGGAUUGUGUAAACUUGCUGUUUUGUUUUUUUUUCCUGCCAGGUGUUGUGUGUAUGGUGAUUUAUGUUUCAAUGUAUUGGAAACUUUCCAUUUUAUUCAAGAAGUCAGUUCCAUGUUAAAGCCUUGAUUAAAGAGGAAGUUUUUAUAA